This is a messenger RNA of Sporothrix brasiliensis 5110, 1452 nucleotides long. RefSeq lists its product as uncharacterized. NCBI's taxonomy places the organism in Eukaryota, Fungi, Ascomycota, Sordariomycetes, Ophiostomatales, Ophiostomataceae. Bases 1 to 1452 code for a protein of 483 amino acids. The record is from RefSeq and is a predicted model, not a curated record. The transcript is spliced from 5 exons. Gene Ontology annotation, molecular function: alpha-L-arabinofuranosidase activity; transmembrane transporter activity. Gene Ontology annotation, biological process: L-arabinose metabolic process; transmembrane transport.
AUGAAAUGGGCUUAUAUAGGCGGCAUAGUCGUGUUUGAAGUUGGCUCGGCACUGUGUGGAGGUGCGCCGAACAUGGACGCUUUGAUUGUUGGCAGAGUCAUUGCGGGAAUGGGAGGCUCGGGUAUGUACCUUGGCGGUUUGACACACUUUUCGGUAUUGACAUCACCCCGGACGCGGGGAACCUACAUCACAGGAAUUGUCUUUGUUUGGGGUAUCGGCAGCGUUUUGGGUCCGGUGGUCGGUGGUGCCUUUAGUGACUCGUCGGCCACAUGGCGUUGGGCGUUUUACCUCAACUUGGUCAUCGGCGGAGCAACGGCUCCCAUCUACCUGUUUUAUCUACCCGCAGUCACGCCUCCAGGUGUUGCAGCGGCCGAGACCAAUGGCACUUUACCACCAGUUCGACUUCGCCUUACUCGACUCGACUAUGUUGGUUUUAUUCUGAGUGCUACUGCUUGGGUGACACUGACUCUUGCACUUCUCCUUACCGGCACCCAGUGGUCAUGGUCUGAUGGUCGAACCAUAGCGACGUUGACAAGUUUCGGCCAUCUCAUCGCCCCGACGGCCAAGGAUGCUCGCACGCAAAUCCUCUUAUACAUUUCAACAUCGGCAUCUAUCACGACCAUGUUCAUCCCGACCUAUUACAUUCCAGUUUAUUUCCAGUUUGUUCAGAACGACUCAGCUUUGAUUACUGCCGUUCGUCUCCUUCCUUUUGUCCUCGUUGCAAUCACCACCAAUCUCGCCAGCAGCUUUGUCCUCAGAGCUGUCAGGCACUACAUGCCCGUUUACCUUUUCUCCGGUGUCUUGAUCACCAUUUCAAGUGCUCUCCUGUACAGGUAUCUCACCCCCGAUACUUCGACAACCACUAUAUAUGGAUUAACUGUCCUUGGUGCUGUCGGUACAGGGCUCCUUGUGCAGGCCGGUUUUCAGGUUGGUACUCUUGUUGUCGAGGAUCCUGCAGACAUGGGGCAUGUCAUCAGCAUGCAAAAUGUUAGCCAAAUUGGCGGCCAGGUGCUGUGUCUUGUCAUUGCCGGUCAAAUUUUCCAGAGUGUCGCCAUAAACAACUUGCCCAACCCGAAGGCGGGAUGGGUCUCUCUCAAAGACUUUACCACUGUACCCUACAACGGCCAGCAUGUGGUGUACGCCACAACACACGACACAGGCUCUGGAUGGGGCUCGAUGGCAUUCAGACAAAACAAAAGCACCUACCUUAUGCUUGUGGAAGCCAUUGGUGCCCAUGGUCGAUACUUCCGGUCCUUCACCGCCUCCAGCCUGAACGGCACUUGGUCACCCCAGGCUACAAACGAGGCCCGGCCUUUCGCCGGCAAGGCCAACAGCGGCGCAACGUGGACAGACGACAUUAGCCACGGCGACCUGGUCAGGAACAGCUCAGAUCACACCAUGCCAGUAGACCCGUCGACUAUGGCCUACUCCCUUAUCGCCCUGGCCUUUUAA